AUGCCACCGCCAAUCGGAACCACGGUGUUCCGCCCAAAAACCAUCUCCGUCUCAUUUCCUGCAGCAGCAACAACUAGUCGACCUUCGACAACAAAAAAGGCUCCAACGAAGAAGCGACGAGCGAAUGCCGCCUUUAUUGAUCUAACUGAGCCGAGUGCAGAAGCUACUAUCACCACUCCCUACUUGACACUCUGGAGGCAUCGAGUGCAAUUGGCCAUACCAAAAAAAGAUGCCUCGGAUAUCGCCGACCAGCUCGCUCCUGCGCUCCAAUCGGCGAGUGGUGGGACACUACCGGUAACCAUCACUUGUUUUCCCGACGCUGGUUGGCCUGCUUGGGGCCAUACCUUUCGCGUUCAGGGGACGGACGGCGCGCAUUUGUUGGCCGCCGACGUCCCCAUAGAGCAGGGCAUCCGUGACCUUAGCGAGAUACUCUCAAGGUUCCAGCGUGGGAGCAAAGUGAAGCAGAACUUUGCAAUCUCAUGGUCGUUGCUUCUCGGUGCGAUACCGAUAGCCGAUCAGACCCACAUCACCUUUGAGCUAGAGGUCAAGAGGAGAGAUAGCUGCAUAAUCGAUUGGAAGGCGGAGAAAUGGCUGUCGUUGUUUCUCUCUGUGACAGUCAGCAAUUCGGCCGUGCCGCCUUCUCUUGCCGAUGUCCGGGCCGCUAUCAAUGCAUCUUCCAAAACCAAGGGAGAUAUCAAGGCCAAGGACUUUUAUCACUCUGUUUAUGUCCCUCCAGCUGCAACUGUAGUUCCUGAGGCCAUCCAAGUGAGCGAGCUCACUACAACAAUGUUCCCGUUCCAGAUGCGAACGGUGAACUGGAUGAUGGAGCGUGAAGGGGUUACUGUGGAGUCGGGCUGUAUCGAGCCCCUUCCCAUAACCCCUUCCGUUCAGAAUCUCUGUUUCGAGGAGACCGUGGACCCCAACGGUACUCCUAUGUGGGUCAGCAUUCCGCUCGGGAUAACCACUACUGAUCGUGCAGGCAUUGAUCAGUUAGCUGCUGAAAGCAGUAUCAAGGGCGGUAUACUUGCAGAAGAGAUGGGUCUUGGCAAAACGGUCGAACUAAUUUCCCUCCUCGCCCUACACAAGCGCCAUAUCCCAAGCGGUGGGGAGACUGUCUGGGACUCCUUCAGUGGGGCUAAAAUUCGGACUUCCGCCUCAACGCUCAUCAUAUGUCCACCGAGCAUCAUGCAACAAUGGAUCAACGAGUUGGAACUUCAUGCACCAGGUCUUCGAGUUCUAAAGUAUGAUGGGACUCGUGAUCUCACUCAAUUAGUAUAUCAGAAGAAAAAUGGAGCCAAGAGCCGUAUCUCAAACAGCCGAUAUAGGGAUCUCACCACUGAAAUGCAGAGCAUCCCGAACUCUGACUUGAUAGAAUACCUUCUCGAGUACGACAUCGUACUUUCCAGUUAUAAUGUCCUCGCUAAUGAGAUACACUAUGCCGAAAAACCUCCAGACCGUUCUCUUCGCCAACCAAAGCGAUUUGAGCGCCGCUCCUGCCCCCUAGUAGAGAUACAAUGGUGGAGAGUUUGUCUAGACGAGGCACAGAUGAUUGAGAGUGGAGUUAGCAAUGCAGCACAAGUGGCCCGCUUGAUUCCUCGGGUUAACGCUUGGGCCAUUACCGGGACACCAGUGCAGAAGAGUAUUGAAGACCUAUACGGACUGUUGGUCUUCCUACGACAAGGCCCAUGGUGUGGGAACAAGAUCACCUGGGAGAAACUUUGUUUUAAGAAAGAGUGGUUUGGCGGGGUAUUCCACCAACUGGCACUACGGCAUACAAAAGAUAUCGUCCACGAGGAGAUUCAUCUCCCAAGACAGCAUAGGACGGCUAUAUCUCUUGGCUUCUCACAAAUCGAGGAGGAGAAUUAUCAGGCGUUAUUCCAGCGGGCGUGCCGAGAAAUAGAGGUUGAUCUAGAUGGGUCACCGCUUCAAGGAGACUGGAAUCCGGAGAGUGAAGAUACUAGGUCCAAGAUGCGUGAGUGGUUGGGACGCUUGAGACAGACUUGUGUACAUCCCCGAGUUGGAGCGCUCAAUCGUCGUGCGCUAGGAGCAAACACGGACGGCCUAAGGACAGUCAACGAAGUUCUCGAGGCCAUGAUGACCCAGAACAUAAAUUUAGUGAAGCAAGAUCAGCGAACGAUGUUUGUGCUUAUUGCCGCGCGAGCACAGCUCAUCGCCGAAGGGUGGGGUAGCCCUCAGGGAGCUGUCACUCUUUUGAUGGAAUUUUUAGAUCCUCUAGAAAUUGCAGUUAGCGAAUGUCGGACUGAACUCGAGGUUGAAAGCUUACGAUUGGAGUCUGAGAAAGAAGCUAGGAAAGAGAGAGAACGCGAAGCUGAAGAAUCGAUGGACAUCGCCGAUACUACUGAGGAUGAAAAUACGAAUCAGCAUGAAAGCAACGAAGAGGACCUACAAGAAUCUGAUGACGAAUAUGACGAAUCGUUUGAGGACGACGGCGGACCCGCACAUGAUUUAAACAAGUUAAAGAACCGCCUGAGAGACAUCAUCGAGGUCCAGCAUACAUUUCACUUUUACUUAGGACAAGCACAUUAUAACCUGAAAGAUUGUAUCCCUGAAGAUGACGAAGAACGUCACGAAGAAAGAAUGGGGUAUGAAAAGCUUGAAGAUAAGCACUACGAUAUCGCGAAAGCCCUUCGAAAGGAACUUAUGUCUGAGCCCGAGAAUCAAGUCAACAAGUUCAUCUCAGUAAUAGCUAAGAGGACGGAGAACCAAGACUUUGUCGCCAUCCCCGAGAUUAUCAUUAAAGAACAAAGGGGUGGUAUUGAAUCGACCACUCUCAUGGAUGAUAUCCUAGCUUUGGCCGAAAAAUUGAACUCUCAAGCCGAUCUUCUCGACAAGUGGCGUGAGGAACUCAUCCAACUCUUGCAACUCCCCUUGACCGACCAAGAAGAUACAAAGGACCUCGAAGGUGACGAAUUCCAGGAGUCUACCGAACAACAGGAUACCGGUUUCCUUUAUGUUGCAUUCCUCCGCGCUGUUAUUGCUGAUCGACGACAAGCUUUAACCGGCAUCACUAUCAGUCACUAUAACAAUGAUAUUGAAUCCGCUGAAGCACGCCUCGAAUCUAAAGACGAGAAACAUCAAGAGCUAUUCUAUAGCCUAAAAGACCAACGUGACGAAGCAAAACCUCUCAACGUCGAAAUCGAAGUCGGGUCCGAUGCCGUCCCAUUUUCUAUCCGCGGUCUUCUCGCAAAACUACGACGUCUUGCAAACCCUUUGCAUGAUAGUUCUACAACCGUAACCGCUCGUGCCAAAGCCGAAGCAGGCCUUGUCAACCAAGCAGUCAAGGUCAUCGCCCCACUAUUUUCUAAACAAGAAGAAACCCUUAAAGCCCUUGAAAAAGAAAUCGAUUUCCUAAACAAAGUAUUCAACACCCGUCUAGAAUUCUACCGCCAACUUCAAAUGGUCUCAGACACAGUCAUUAGCUUCGAUGAGGCCAAAGCCCUAAAGGCCAACCACGUCCGCAACCUAACCCUACUUCACGAUAAAUACGAAAAGGAAGUCAAUGAUCUUUCGAAUAGUGUUGCAAAAGCCAAAUCCAAGGGAAAGUUCCUACAACAUCUUGCUGAAAAUCAAGGGGAUAAUCAACGACAAUGUAUCAUCUGUCAAGAUGACGUCAAGAUAGGCGUGUUAACAAUCUGCGGUCAUCAGUUUUGCAAGGAAUGUAUGGACGCGUGGUAUAAACACCAUCCAUCAUGUCCGAUGUGUAAACGUUCCCUCAAGAAGGUAGACCUUCAUCCCGUUACAUACAUGAUGCAGGAUAUCGUGGUUGAAAAAGAGAACCGAACACUACCUGAGGCAACUAACCAAGGCGAAGCCUCCAACGAAACCGGAGAUAAGGGUAUUGAGAUCUACACUGGCAUUGAAUCCGAUACCUUUAAACAAAUCAAGAAGAUUCCCCUUCGCGAAAACUUCGGCAGCAAAAUCGACAUGAUAAUCCGCCACCUCCUCUGGAUUCGUCGUACCGGCGGUGGGAAGAGCGUAUUGUUCUCCCAAUGGAAGGAAGUUCUAGACGUUCUAUCACGAGCUAUGGAAGCCAACGGGAUAGGAUAUUCAAGUCUUGAAUCGAAACUUGGACUUAAUAAGUUCAAAACUGACGAUAAGACCGAAGUUUUCUUGCUACAUGCUAAAAGUCAGAGCGCCGGUUUGACAUUAGUGACGGCUAGUAACGUUUUCUUGGUGGAGCCGUUGGUUAAUAUCGGAAUCGAGGUUCAGGCUAUUGCGAGAGUUCACAGGAUUGGACAAAAGAGAGAGACGAAUGUCUUUCUCUAUGUUAUUGGAAAUACGGUCGAGGAGGGAGUUUGGAGACUUAGUACGAAGCGUCGAGUUGAGAUGUUGGAGGAGAAAGGAAGCCCCCAAAAGAAGAGGAGAAGGUUACAAGAUCAGGAACAACCUGAUAGAAAGGGGAAAAGGAGGGCGAGGGAUGUGGAGAUUGAAACACGCCGUCAAGAGGAGGAUUUGGAAGUUCAGCUUGAAAUCACGAAUUCUUUACAGUUGCAGGAAGGGACAGUAGGUAGCAUGGUCGAGAAAGGACAAAAUGGUGGGGAGAUCGUCAAUUCAGAUCAUUUGUGGGGAUGUUUGUUUGGAGUUCAGAGGAAGGAUAGGACGGUUGAGAUUGAAGGGGUUAGGAGAGAACAGGUUGUUGCUGCUCGAGAAGAAGGAAGGGGUAAUGUGGUUGAUGAUAGUGGUGUUUUUGAUGGGGCUGGGAACAGACCUGCCAUCCUGAACCUCCAAGGAAGCGAUAGAAUCGGGAAUCAUGCGGAGGGAUCUAGCAUGGCUGGUGGCAAGAGCUAG
Messenger RNA from Orbilia oligospora ATCC 24927, 4809 nucleotides. RefSeq lists its product as uncharacterized. Gene Ontology annotation, biological process: protein polyubiquitination; DNA damage response. Gene Ontology annotation, cellular component: nucleus. Gene Ontology annotation, molecular function: ATP binding; ATP-dependent chromatin remodeler activity; ubiquitin protein ligase activity. The transcript has 3 exons. Lineage: Eukaryota; Fungi; Ascomycota; Orbiliomycetes; Orbiliales; Orbiliaceae. The coding region runs from base 1 to 4809 and encodes 1602 amino acids. The record is from RefSeq and is a predicted model, not a curated record.